This is a messenger RNA of Danio aesculapii, 2762 nucleotides long. RefSeq lists its product as uncharacterized. The record is from RefSeq and is a predicted model, not a curated record. Lineage: Eukaryota; Metazoa; Chordata; Actinopteri; Cypriniformes; Danionidae. Bases 325 to 2754 code for a protein of 809 amino acids. The transcript is spliced from 4 exons.
ACAGAGGGGCUUUUUUUACCCUCUCGCAGAGCAGCAUCUCUUAGCAUCACUGCAAAUCCUGACAAAGGAACGGAGAGGGAAAAAAACCCAUCAAGAUAUUUUUGAAUCUUCAUCUGUGCUAUUUUUAUAAUUGCUUUGUUAUAUAACUGAGAAUGAGCAUCUAUGUCAUAGUUUUACCCUGGGCAUUGCAGUAGACUAGGCUUAUUCUCUCACACACACACUCACUCUCACUCUCACACACAUGAAGGGGAUCCUCGCACGCUUGCACUCACUUGCUCACACCCUGCUUGCAUUGCUCAGCGAUGCCAGAUCUUUGUAGUGGGGAUGCAAUCCUGGAGAGAUUAUUUUUGCAAGCCCUGUAGUGCUUCUGUCACCUCUCCUCAGGAGGACAUGGAAUACAGGAUGGGAAGCUGCAUCGGAGUCGCACGCAGCCAGGCUGCAGUCCACACUGACAAGGUGAGCCCGCCGAAGGAGAAAUCUGCCACCACUGAGAACGGAUCUGUCCACCCUGAGUCCGUCACAGCAGAGACACAGGUGACUGCUGACGAGGAAGUGAAGCCUGGAAGACAGGAAGAGGAGGAUAAAGAGGAGCUGGAGUUUCCUCAUGAUCUGCUGCCCAGCUUAGACCUCGACCUCAGCACUGAGCUCAAUCUCACCUGGGGAACCACACUUGGUCAUGAGCAGGUGAGCUUGGGUGAGAUGAAGAAUGAGACUGUGGCACUGGGUGGCACUGCCAACCCUCUGCUGGCAGGCCUAGAGCAUUACAUGGAGGCCAGUACACCAGUAGUGGGCCUCAUGAAGAGCUGCGAUGGUGACCAAGUUUCUGCUGAAUCUGCAUCACUGACCCAGGUUCACUUGCCUAGUGCACCUCAGCAAGAUGAUCCGUCUCUCAAUCCUUUAGCAGUCAGAGUGGAUUAUGAACUCCAGGAAGCCUUAAAGGAAUGUGAAGAUGAAAUGGCAGCUCUUGGCAUAUCCUCCAUUACAGACACAUGGACUGCAGGUGAUCUGGACAAGUGUUUUCCCUUAGUCCUGCCCGGAAAGCAUGAGAAAACUGAACAAACUAAAAUGUCUGAAGUAAAAGAGGAUUCAUUUGAUUCAUCUUCACAUAAACAUGCUGAAUUUCAUGGAGGUUGCCAUGGAAAUGAUGGAGCACACACAAAAGACUCAACAGCAGGUGAAGAGGGGUUUUUUAGCUUCAGAGAUUAUGUUUUAGGAAAGGAUCUAGCUAAUAUGUGUACAGAUGAAUCUAAGGAUGUCAGAAACAUCAAGAAUAUAACAGAAAACCCAAGAGAGGAAUCUAGCCAGCUGUCAGAGGCAGAACAGCAAGCAAAAUCAGAUAUUGAGCCAAAAAUAGGCACAGCUGAGAGCAUAGCUGGUCAACAAACAACACAUAGCACAUGGACAGGUACACAAACAGCAUCAGAGAAGGAUGCAACAAAGGAAGCACUUACCCCAGAUCAAUCAAUACAAGAUGCCUGCAAUUCGAAAUACCCUCUGGAUGAUGUUGUAGCACACAGUGAAAAAGUGGCUAUUAAAGAUACAAAUCUUGUGAACAAAUAUGUCAUCAAUUCUGCAACAGCUACACAGAUAAUUCAAAAUGCAGAGAUGCCUAGUCAGUUGAUUAGUGAUUUACUGCCAUGUCCACCCACGCAUAUGGAUAUACAUGCUGGUGACACAUGGGAUUCAGAAGCUAAAAUAAGUGUACAAGCAAACAUACAGAAACAGGUGGAGUCAGGGACACGGCAACAGAUAAGCGAAGAGAUAGAAACAAAGACAAAUGUAGGAUCAAGCCUUGAGAGUCAAAAACAGGAAUUACAACUCCCAGAACAGCUGUGUUGUGAGGAUAAACAAUUGAUGUGCUCCCCACCUUCAGUACUCGAGGUUCACCAAGCUCAUCUUACUCUGGCUGAUACUCCUUCGGCCAAAAUAUUACACCCUCUGCAGGGGCUUCAGCAACAUGAUGACCAGGAUCAGACAGAUGGACCCUACAAAUCAAUAUCAGAAGGUGAAACCAUACACCACUGUACAACCGGGGAAGUCAAACAUGAGAAAAAUGUGUCUGAUGCAUCUGCUGUUUUGAUUGAUUUCUGCAAAGCUAAAACAGACUCUGAAUAUGAGCCCAAAGGGAGAUGUGACUUAGAGAAACAGCCACCGGAACAGGAGAAUGGACCUCUUUUAGGCAGUGGAGCUGGCACACACACACCAGUGUGGGGGAAUUCACACUCUCCGAGCCGAGCUCGUACAGAAGAGGAGGAGGAGGAAGAGAGUGCCCUUGAACGGGCUUCAGCAGAGUCCGCUGCCUCCACAUUGCUACAAACAACACCCACAAUGCCAGAAAUGAUAGAAAGUGAGGGAGAGAAGAAGAGAGAUGAUGCAUUUCAAAGUGCCGCAAUAAUAGUACAAGCAGCAGAGAGAGAAUCGGCAGUGCUGGACACGGAUGAGUCUCCAAGCUCAGAGGGAACGCUGAGUGAAAUUACUGCUGAAGAGGGACAAGAAUGCACCUUAUUAAUUUUUCCGAAGAUUAAAUGCUCACCUGUUCAGAUAGAGGAGACGACUGAGGAGAGCUGUGGCAAUAAAAUAGCACCAAAGAAGUCGACGGAGAAUGAGAAAAAGGGAGGGGGUCUGCCGACUGCACUCUUCCUAGCCGGAGACAAGGAUACAGCCACGGUUAACACAGAAGAUAAGCAGUGGUCACCUGUUCCUCUCCAGGCGUCCUUGGAACAUGUGACUGGAAGGUGGAGAGUUCCCUAUUAAAAGAGAAA